Messenger RNA from Panicum virgatum (switchgrass), 1055 nucleotides. RefSeq lists its product as uncharacterized. Lineage: Eukaryota; Viridiplantae; Streptophyta; Magnoliopsida; Poales; Poaceae. The transcript has 2 exons. The record is from RefSeq and is a predicted model, not a curated record. Bases 196 to 711 code for a protein of 171 amino acids.
AUUGCCAUUGCCUCCGCUCCUAUUCUUUCUCGGGUGUUUUGUAGCUUCGCGUUGCUCCCCCCAGCGCCGAUGCUUCGAUUCUUGCUAUAAAUACGCGCGUCCGGCGGGCCAGACGCCCAGACACCGUCCGUCCUCCACUACUCCCCGCCACAGCCACAACCACCAGCUCAGCCGACAAGCAGCAAGGUCGUCAUCAUGGAGUACAGGGCGGCGAGGCGGCGGCACGUGCCGGCGUUCGGGGAGUGGAACUACCGCUGCUCGCCCUGCUCCCCGGACGAGGCCCCGCCGGGCGCCGCCGCGGCCGGGUGGUGGUGCUCGCCGGAGCCGGCGGGGGCUCGCAGCGACGCCGCCGCCUGCUUCCGCUACUCGCCGCGCAGCAGGCCGCCGCCGCCGCCGGCGGCGCACAGGAAGGCCAGGAGGCCGGAGGAGAUCAAGCGGCCGCAGUACUGCAGCGCCGGCAGCGGGAAGGGGAGCGGUGUGGCCGUGGCGGCGCGGGUGAGGGAGGAGCCCGCCGGCGCCGGCGCCGACGUGGUGGUGGUGGCGCGCCCGGCGGCCAGGGCCUCCCGCCGUGUGGUCCGGCCCGUGGACGAGGACCUGUACCAGGUGACCUCGCCGGAGUUCGUCGUUUCCACCCGCCGCCGGCCGCGGCAGAAGAGAGCGGCGAGGAGCCGGUGGAUGGGUUGCCUGGGCGGCCUCGGCUGCAUCGCCUGAACCCUGAAGCGAACCAGCGGAGAUCAAGACUACACUUGGAAUACAAUGCAACCAUGGAGCUGCGUAGCGUAGCAGUGGUGUACUCCGUCGUGUGCUAUUUUCUCUCUCAGAUCAUUUGCCUUUUCUUCAUUUCUGAAAACUUCCGUUUGCCUUUCUAAUUUCAUCUGGUAGAUUUUUUUUUUGAGGGAAUCUGGUAGGUUAAGACUAGUCGUCCACUGUAUAUUGGUGCUGGUGCUUCACUCUUAUGAGCCCCUACGACUCCGAGAUAAAGCACCAGGACAUGUAAAAUUAUUAUGGAAUCAAUCGAACAUGCAUGCAUGCAUGCUGUCAUGUAUGUGGUUUAA